GUGUCCAUUGGAAUGGUCAUGACAUAUUUUUGUCUCUAGACCAAUAAAUACUCUGUAAUUGAAUGAUGUCAGCAAUGCUGGUUACUGAUUGGACCCUGAUUAUCCAAUCAAAAUCAUGUUUUGACUUUGAGCAUGUUCUGAGAGAGUGACAGACAUCGGACAAGACAAGCAUGGCGGAGCGACUGCAGAGAGGGAAGAAGUAUAAAGUCGAAGACUUUCUUGAACGUCUCGUAAAUGGAGAGUUAUCUGAACUUGACUCCUUGAACUCGGGAAAUGAGGAGGAUGAAACCAGUAGUGAGAUAGGUGGGACAGAGAGGGACAGUGAAGAGGUUACAUGCAUGCCAGAAGAACUUGAUGUGGCCAAUGAGAUUGAGCUAGAGGAGAAAGACAGUGUAGUGACAGAGGAGGACAGAGGAAGACAGGAGGAGAUGACAGUAACCAGGAAGGAAGAAAUCAAGUGGCGUCACAGGCCAUUCAAUACAAUCAUGGACACUUCCUUUGAGAAUCCUCCAAUUCAAGAGGCUCAUCCCAUGAGACCCUAUGAAUUCUUCAAACAGUAUAUACCAGAUGAGAUCUUCAAUUUGAUGGCCGACAACACAAAUGUUUAUGCCUUGCAAAGUGGUACAUUAAGUUUCCAACCGACAAGUCCAGGAGAGAUCAGAACCGUAAUCGGUCUCCACCUUGCUAUGGGAGUGUUGAAAAUGCCAAGAGUCUCCAUGUACUGGGAAGCUGGGAUGGACAUUGGUAUUUUUCAAAACACAAUGCCCCGUGACAGAUUCUUCCAGCUCCGGUCACAUUUGCAUUUGGUCAACAAUUUGGAGAAGCCAGCUGACAACAAUGAUGUGUUUUACAAGGUACGUCCUCUCUAUGACGCCAUACGCAGUAGAUGCUUGGAGCUUCCACUAGAGGAGAACCUUUGCGUUGAUGAACAAAUGGUGCCAUUUCGCGGAACUCUGUCUGUCAAACAGUUCAUCAAAGGCAAGCCACACCCAUGGGGGGUGAAAAUAUACUUCCUGUGUGGGAAAAGUGGCAUGGCCUACGACUUCUUGCUGCACCAAGGCACAAACAUGGAGCUAUCACAAGAGCACAGGAAGCAGCUAGGACUUGGAGCUGGAGUGGUGUACCAUCUUAGCCAGCGGAUCACUGAGGCCAACCACAAGUUGUAUUUUGACAAUUAUUUCACAAUGUACAAUCUUCUGGAGCUGCUGGCUGAGAGGAAAAUUCAUGCUGCUGGGACAGCAAGGGUCUUUCGCUUUGCCAGGCCUCCUCUACAGUCUGAUAAAGAGAUGGCCAAGAAGCCUCGAGGAAGCUGUGAUGAAGUUGUAAGCCUUGAUGGUAAGGUGGCACUGGUCAAAUGGUAUGACAACAGACCAGUUGUCAUGGCCUCCAACAUCGUCGGUGUUGGCAGAAUGAAUGAAGUGCAGCGGUGGGACAAAAAGAAGGCCCAAUUUUUGAUGGUGUCCCGUCCAGAGGUGGUUAAGCUGUACAAUGAAGCAAUGGGCGGCGUUGACCUGCUUAAUCAACUUGUCAGUCUGUACCGUACAGAAAUUCGGUCAAAAAAGUGGACCCUGAGAAUGAUAACCCAUGCUUUUGACAUGGCUGUGGUCAACAGUUGGUUGGAGUACAGGCUGGACGCCAAGAGGGCCAAUAUCCAGACCAAAGACAUCCAGGAUCUCCUCCAUUUCAAGAUGAAUGUGGCCCAGUGUCUGGCUCUGGGUUUUCCUGGUGAUGACCUCACUGCUGUUCCCUACCCACGCUGA
This is a messenger RNA of Perca flavescens (yellow perch), 1760 nucleotides long. Its product is annotated as piggyBac transposable element-derived protein 3-like. Lineage: Eukaryota; Metazoa; Chordata; Actinopteri; Perciformes; Percidae. Bases 171 to 1760 code for a protein of 529 amino acids. The transcript has 4 exons. The record is from RefSeq and is a predicted model, not a curated record.